Molecule: messenger RNA, 1386 nt
Organism: Abrus precatorius (Indian licorice)
Lineage: Eukaryota; Viridiplantae; Streptophyta; Magnoliopsida; Fabales; Fabaceae
Product: peroxidase 44-like
Exons: 6
Coding region: 1-1386 (461 amino acids)
Biological process (GO): hydrogen peroxide catabolic process; response to oxidative stress
Cellular component (GO): plasmodesma; plant-type cell wall
Molecular function (GO): heme binding; nucleic acid binding; peroxidase activity
Source: RefSeq, a predicted model, not a curated record
AUGGAACAAGAGCCUGCAGCCAUCACAGAGCUUAAGCUUGCUGAAGAUGUGAAACCAUCAAUGCCAAAGAUUGAAAAUGCUAGGGAAUUUAUGGCAAAGGUAAAAGAGUAUGCACAAUCGGACAUUAUUGACAAGUCCAUUACAUGCACCCUGUUGACUGAGCUAACUAUUAAGAAGUUUGAUUGGUAUUCAUUGAUGAGGUGGAAAGGUCCAUUUGCAAAACUUCUGGAAAGUCGAGGCAUAUAUGCACAAUAUACUAUGCCUAGUACACCACAACAAAAUGGUGUGGCUGAAAGGCGAAAUCGUACUAUCAUGAAAAUGAUUGUUGCGUAUCUGCUUAAUAGAGUUCCUAGUAAGGCAAUUCCAAAGACUCCUUAUGAAUUAUGGACAGGAAAAAAACCCAGUUUAAGACAUCUUCAUGUCUGGGGUUAUCCAGUAGAAAAAAUGAAGAUAAUAAUCUUCUUCCUUUGCUUUACACUCCCCUUGGCAUUGGGUGAGCUGAAGGUUGGAUUCUAUGGCUCCUCGUGCCCCAAAGCAGAGUCAAUUGUGCAGCAAAUGGUGCAGAAGCGAUUCAAUCGUGACAAGUCCAUUACUGCAGCCUUGCUUCGCUUGCAUUUCCAUGACUGUGCUGUCAGAGGUUGUGAUGCAUCCAUUCUCAUAGACUCCACGGACGACACGCCAGAGAAAGAAUCAGGUACAAACGAGGGCGUACGAGGAUUCGAUCUGAUCGAUGAGGUGAAGGAGAGCCUUGAAGCAGCAUGUCCUUCAACAGUGUCAUGUGCAGAUAUCAUAACACUGGCUACAAGAGAUGCCGUGGCCUUAUCUGGAGGACCCAAAUACGAUGUUCCCACAGGAAGACGCGAUGGCUUAGUCUCCAACGCUAACGAUAUCAAGAUUCCAGGACCCAGCAAUCCCGUCUCCGUAAUAUCACAAUUUUUUGCCAGUAAAGGCAUAACAACACAAGAAAUGGUGACCCUUUUUGGUGCACACACCGUUGGUGUUGCGCACUGUAGUUUCUUUUCUGAUAGAUUUUCCAACUCCCAAGGGAAACCUGACCCUACAAUGGACCCUUCGUUGAGUGCUAAGUUGAUGAAGCUGUGCAAUUCAACUGGUGAUCCAGCUACACCUUUGGACCAGAAGACAUCUUUUCUUGUUGAUAAUCAGUUCUAUAAGCAGAUUCUUGUUAAGAGAGGUGUGUUGGAGAUUGAUCAGCAACUUGCCUUGGAUACAAGCACCAAGAGCUUUGUGUCAGAUUUGGCGUCAAAUGAGGAUAAUUUUGAGAAUAGUUUCGCCAGUGCAAUGAUAAAGAUGGGGAAGAUUGAUGUUCUUGUUGGAAAUCAAGGAGAAAUUCGCAAGAAAUGCUCGGCUUUCAAUAACCGCAACUAG